Messenger RNA from Solanum verrucosum, 4112 nucleotides. RefSeq lists its product as uncharacterized. The record is from RefSeq and is a predicted model, not a curated record. Gene Ontology annotation, molecular function: protein binding; RNA binding; metal ion binding. NCBI's taxonomy places the organism in Eukaryota, Viridiplantae, Streptophyta, Magnoliopsida, Solanales, Solanaceae.
UAUUUUUUGGUCUAUUUCUCUUCGGUCUUGCCCUUCACCAGAUCCCUUGACCAAAUUUAGGGUUAGCAUAUUUUGUAGCUACAGUUACAUGGCUGACCGGAACAAUUCAUCGGCGAUUACAGUGACGGCAGCGGUGAAACCGAUAUGGGCGAAGCAAGCAGAGGAAGCGAAGCUUAAGAGCGAAGCAGAGAAAGAUGCGGCUGCGAAAGCUGCUUUCGAUGCCACGUUUAAGAACGUCGAAGCUUCAGCCACUACGGCCGCAGCCGCAUCCGACAGUGACUUAGACGACGAGGAAUAUGAGCAGAAGAGGCUUGCGGAGAAGCCGAUCGGUCCGGUUGACCCUAUAAAAUGUACGGCCGCCGGUACUGGAAUCGCCGGUGGAACAGCGUGUGCUCCGUCAACUUUCACCGUUGUGACGAAGGAUUCUGAUGGUCGUAAGGUACCACAUGGUGGGGCGCAGGUUAAGAUUAGAGUUUCACCUGGUGUUGGAGUUGGAGGAUCAGAUUUGGAAGGAAUUGUGAAGGAUAUGGGUGAUGGGACAUACACAGUGAGUUAUAUUGUUCAGAAGAGAGGAAAUUAUAUGGUGAAUGUUGAAUGUAAUGGAAAGCCUAUCAUGGGUAGUCCUUUCCCUGUUUUCUUCAGCACAGGCAGUACUACUGGCGGGCUAUUGGGUAUAGUACCGUCAGCCACAUUUCCAAAUAUGGUCAACCAGAACAUGCCUAAUAUGCCAAACUAUUCUGGUUCUGUAUCUGGGGCAGUCCCAGGAUUGCUUGGGAUGAUACCAGGUAUUGUUCCUGGAGCUUCUGGAGGUGUAGUUUUACCUGGAAUUGGAGCAUCUAUUGGGGAAGUUUGCCGAGAGUACCUUUAUGGACGAUGUGCAAAAACUGAUUGCAAAUUCAAUCACCCCCCUCACAAUCUUCUAAUGACUGCUCUAGCUGCGACCACCAGUAUGGGAACACUUAGUCAAGUGCCCAUGGCACCUUCUGCGGCUGCUAUGGCUGCUGCUCAGGCAAUUGUUGCUGCACAAGCUCUUCAAGCGCAUGCUGCUCAGGCACAAGCACAGUCUGGAAAAGAUUCGUCUGGUGACAAAGAUAGAAAGGCCGAAUCCCUUAAAAGAACUUUGCAAGUCAGCAAUCUCAGUCCACUUCUGACAGUGGAUCAGUUGAAACAGCUGUUUGGUUUUUGUGGUGCAAUCAUUGAUUGUAGCAUUACUGAAUCCAAACAUUUUGCUUACAUCGAAUACUCAAAACCCGAAGAAGCAACUGCUGCUUUAGCAUUGAACAAUAUAGAAGUUGGUGGUCGCCCCUUAAAUGUUGAAAUGGCAAAACAACUUCCUCCAAAGGCAGCUGUCUUAAAUUCAUCAAUGGGCUCUUCUUCUUUGCCCUUGAUGAUGCAGCAAGCAGUAGCAAUGCAGCAGAUGCAGUUCCAGCAAGCCCUAUUAAUGCAGCAAGCUAUGACUGAACAACAAGCUGCUAAUCGAGCUGCAACCAUGAAAACUGCUACAGAUUUGGCUGCCGCAAGAGCUGCAGAAAUAAGCAAGAUGUUGAAAGCGAAUGGCCUGGUUUCUGAAGAUAUGGAAACUGAUGACAAAGCUAAGUCACCUUCUCCCAGUCGUGCUAGGUCAAGAUCCAGGUCGCCAUCCAAAUCUCGAUCCAGAUCAAGAUCUCCAAUAAGUUAUAGGCGAAGGCGGAGAUCCCGUUCUUUCUCUCCUCCACGGAGAUCAAGAGAUUAUAGAUCCAGGUCACCUGUGAGAUCCCGGCGCUAUUCAGGCUAUGAAGAUGAAAGGCGGCCAUAUAGGGAUGUUAGAUAUGCUAAUGAAAGAAGUCGAAGACGGGAUUUUGUUAGAUUCUAUGAUCGUCGUUCUCCUGUUUCAAGGAGAAACAGAAGUAGAAGCGCAAGUCCUCGAACUAGAAAAUCUUACCGUGACGAUUCAGGCUCACCAAAACACCGCCGAGAAAGUCCAGCACUUAAGACAAGUAGAGCUUCUCGUCAUGAGUCACUAUCGCCUGAACAUAGACGAAAAAGUAGGUCAUCCCCAAAAGAUGGUGAAAGAAAAUCAAAAUAUAGCAGGCGCUCGAGAUCAAAGUCUGCUGAAGUUAGGGACCAGUCUGAUGAUAAGCUAGAAGGAAGCAGGGGUGAGAAAGCCAGGCAGAAGGAUCAAAGAAGGUCAGCAUCACCACAGGUUGAUGAAGAUGCACAGAAGAAAAUGUCACCGGAAGUUGUGGAAGAAAGCAAGUCAAAGCAGAGAAGAGCCUCCAGGUCCAGAUCUCCAGAAGAGAAGCAUCUUUCUAGCAGAAGCAGAGAAGAGAAAAGAAAGCAUCAUGCUAGAAGGCGCUCCAGGUCAAGGUCCAAAUCUCCUGAAGAGAAAGUUCACUCAAGUGAUAAAGUAGACAGAAAUAAAGGAGAUAAACCUAAGCAUCGAAGUAGAAGGCACUCAAAGUCAAGGUCCAGAUCUCCUGAAGAAAAACAUCAUUCAAGUGCUAAAUUAGAAAGGAGCAGAAAAGAGAAAUCAAAGAGUCGAAGUAAAAGGCGCUCCAGGUCAAUAUCUGUUGAUGAUAAGCAGCACGGAACUAAACAGUCAGCAAGCCGUUCUGAUAGCCGACGAUCAAAGCUCAGGGCACGUUCUAGAUCAAAUUCUUCUGAAAGUAGGCAUGGAUCAGGUCAAGAUGAAACCGUAAAGGAUGAAGUGAGAGGUCAUAGGGGUCACCAGAGAAGAUCUAGGCAGGAUGACAAUAAUCAUGGAACAACUGAGAUUAGCUUGAUGGAAGAAGAUCCUGCUAAGGGAAUGUAAACCAGUGACUGAUAGCUUCCAAUUCAUAGAGUUCUGAAUCUACGGGUUAUGGCUUGUGAUACUCAAUUGUGUGAACAUUUUAUUUUACCAUUGCAGAAAACAUGAGAAGUUUUGAGGAAGCAUGAUGUCCUGGAAGAUUGUGAUCCCAACACCCGAUGAUCAAGAAAGAUCUGUUAGACUGAAUUAAUUGCAGUUUGUAUGACGAAAACGCCUUAUUUUGCUUCUUUUGCAGGUCCUUCAUGGAACAUAACCAGAAAGUGAAGUAGCAUUAGUUGAAAGGUUGAGUAUCAAGUUUGUGCCAUCUUGGAUCAACUCUGCUGAGUUUCUUGUGAACUACUUUUUGAGCUCAUGUAUGGUGAACUUUUACCUCUGUCAGUAGGUAGUAAUUUCUUAAUUGUAUGUCUGUUUGAGGAUUUUAAUUACCCCUUAUCCUUUUAGUAAUAUCAGUGUUGUGAAGGAAGGUAUAUCAAUUACCCUUUCUUGUGAGGGAAUUGUGCCUUCCACUGAAGAAUUUGAAUGUCCUUGAGCAUUAUGUUCUCAUAUCCUGUACUCAUUAACUGAUGCGAUCUAAUGAUAGGGUAGUUUCAAAAAGCUUUCUAAUUAAGUAGCGUAGUUGUCUUAUGAAUCUAUUAUACUACCUUUGCAUGAUGAGUUAGUGAUGUUGGUAAUUCGGUAGUAGGCUCCAAUUUUAUUUACAUUUGGUGGCUUGGUGGGCCUGUUAAAUUCCAAAAACAUGCAGGUCUUGGGACUGGUUCUUGUUGGCGCUUUAUCAAUUGAAUGGGCAAAGUUAUAUCUGAUUGUAUUUGAAGGCAGGCUGCUAUUAAGGUUAAUGUAAUCAGAUGUUGCUGAGAUGAUAGUGCAUGAUGCUCCCUGAAUCGAGCAUGAAACAGAUACUCAUAUCUGUUCUUUAAUUGGUGGAACUCAAUUGUUCCAUAACAGGUGGUGCUGGAUGUAUGGGACUGAGAGCUGUAUCCUGUUGUCAAUCUAGAUGUGGUUGAUGUCACACUUAUAAUUUCCUUCUCUUCCCCCUUCCUUUUUCAUUUACAUUCACGUUUACCCUUCCCCGUCUUUCAUCUCGGCUUCUCUCCCUUGCUUUCCUCGUUUUGUUUUUUGGGGUGGUUGGAGGUUCUAUAAGAAGUAGUAUGACUAGCUAAAAGGCACAAGCAGCAAGGCGAGGAAACAUUAAUUUUGGCUGGUGAUUUGACAAUGUAUUUUUGCUAGGAUGUUUUUUUUGGACAAGGAUUAUAGCUCAAGAGUAGACACUUUGUUUAGGUGUGUAUGGGCCAUCUAUGAAAUAAAAAUCAACAGAUAUUUUUCAGUA